UAAACACGCUUGAGCACACGAGAAGAUCUAUCACAGACAGGUUCAGUCGAGUGUUCUUCUAGUAAACAAAGAACCAGAAACAAUGAGCAGCCCAGAGAGGAUUUCAUCUUAUCGCCGUCACUUUGAGGACAGCAGCAGUUCAUCCUACCAGGUCAGGGUGUCCAGUCCGUCCCCCACCAGGAGACAGGCCCGCCAUGCCUCCACUGGCUACUCCGCCAGAGCCGGAUCCAGCAGCAUGUGUGUGGAGUCAGUGGGACGGAGGGCUGUCUCGGCGUCCCGCAGGUCUCGCAUGGCAGGGAUUGGUGCAGGAGCCUUAGUCUGCGUUGGGCCUGGCGGAGAGCCUCCCAUUGACCUGGACGCAGCUUCAGCUGAGAACCAGGAAUUCCUCAACACUCGCAAAGGCGAAAGGCAGGAGAUGAUUGUCCUGAAUGACAGGCUGGCUGUUUAUAUCGAAAAGGUUAGAUCUCUUGAGCAGAAGAACAAAUUACUGGAAACAGAAAUUGAGACCUACCAGAACCGGUUUGAGAAGCCAACUGGUCUUCGUUUGCUGUAUGAGGAGCAGCUGAAGGAGCUGAAGAAGAUUGCUGACCAGAUGAAAGUUCAGCGGGACAUUUCCUUGAGUGCUAAGGAGUCCACAGCUGCUCAACUUGAGGCAAUCAAAAUCAAAUAUGAAGAGGCGAUGGAGCUGAGAAAAAAGGCCGAGUUAGACAUCGAGGUCUUCCGUCCAGAUGUGGACAAAGCUACCUCCUCCCGCAUCGCCUUGGAGAAGAGACUGGAGCAGCUGGAGGUUGAAAUAGAAUUUUUGAAACGGAUCCAUCAGCAGGAAAUUGAUGAGCUCAUGAAACAGAUCUACUCAGCUCACGUUUCAGCCGAGAGCGCGUUUGCGUUGCCUGAUCUGGCUGGAGCUUUGAAACAAAUCCAAACUCAGUACGAUGACAUUGCAGCCAAAAAUCUCCAGGAAAUGGAUUCAUGGUAUAAAAACAAGUUUGAAGAUUUGACCAAAAAGUCGUCAAGGCAUGUCGACAAAGUUCGAAGCAUCAGGGAAGAGAUGGCAGGAGCCAAAAAGGAUAUCCAAAGUAAAGAGCGUGACUUGGAUGCCACGAGGACCAGAAAUGAAGCCCUCGAAGCUCAGAUUCGUGAAAGGGACGAAAAAUACAGGAAGGAACUGGAAGACCUGCAGGCUCGAAUUGAGACCCUGCAGCUGGAGCUGAAAUCUACCAAGGAGAAAAUUGCGCUGCACCUGCGUGAGUACCAGGACCUUCUGAAUAUCAAGAUGGCUCUAGAGAUAGAGAUUACAACUUACAGAAAACUGAUAGAAGGAGAAGACCUGCGACUCUCUGGCAUGAUGAAAUCCCUGUCCCUCACCAGCUGUAGCAUGAGCGUCAUUGGUGCUGGGGUGAGCCUCGGUGGAGGAAGUGUCGAUGCUGUGGGAGGAGUGGGUGGUGGACUGAUGGGAGCUAGUAGAGGAGCUGCUGGAAGUGCAGGGAGUGAUCUAGGAAUUGGUGGGAUUGGAGGAGGAAUAGGAUCCAGUCCUGGGAUUGGGAGCCUGGAUGGUAGGAUAGGAACCGGAGGCACCAUUAAUGGGACGGUUCCUGCUGGCAUAUUAGAUGUAACACGCACUUCAGGCAGUCGAGAGUUAGGGGUUGGAGGGGUAGGUGUCAGAGCAGGCACUGAGGGCAUGGGCAUUCACACUGGUGGUGGAGGAUUGAGUAGUGUUGGUACUGCUGGUUUGGUAAGCAGCCAUGAUAGAGAAAUAGGGGCUGGUGGUAUUGGCUCUGGUGCAGGAAUUUUUAUUACUGGUCCUGAUGGUCCAGGUUCUGGGGUUGGGCGUUCUGAAGCUUUAGACACCAAAAUCAGCAUUUCUGGUCCUAGCGCUGGAGGUCUAGACUCCAGGGUUGGUGGUUCCAGUAUUAGCGCUGGAGGUCUUGACUCCAGGGCUGGAGGUUCCAGUGUUGGCUCAGGAGAAUUAAACUCUACAGUUAGAGAUUCUGGUAUUGGCGCCGGAGGUCUGGCAGAUGAAAUUUCACUGAGGACAGGUAGUGACACCCCAAGCUCAGCAGGUGGUAUGGGUGUAGCUGGAACUGGAUUUGAUCAUGGGCAUGGAGGUGUAGAGAUGGGAGAGGUUAGGGUUAGUGGGCAGACAAAUAGACAUGGAAGUAAAGUUAGAGGUCUGUGUUCUACAGAAACUGGAAGUGGAAUUGGAGGCAACGUAGGGACAGCCGAAAAGGUUGUAGAUGAUGCACGUGUUGCUCCAUCAGGCCACAGUGGAAUGAAUCAGAUUAGAGGAGGGAUGAGUGACACCAGUGGUGCCAAGACUGGAUAUGGAUCGGAUGGAUUUGAUGGCAGCACUGAGGCCUAUGCAGAACAGGCUGUGGAGCUGACGGAGAGAAGGACAGUGCUCAUUAGAACCGUGAAAACUGAGGAUGAUGUGCUGGAGAUGGACCACCUGGAGCAAACCUACACCAUUAGUGGUGCUGCUGAUGACUCUGAUAUCGACUGAGUAACUCGCAUACCCCGCUGACCCCCUCUCUUCCCUGGAUUGCAACACCCCUCCAAGCUUUGCAAUGACCAAACCCCAUGUCUGGUCACCAACCUUUGACCUUUGGCCUGGACAACAACAACAUGAGUGACCCUUUGGUAUGGACUGAAUCCUUCAAACCACUGGGUUUAAAGAUGACCGGCACUCAUCAUGCUCUCUGAACCCUUACACCCCCUCAUGUUUUCUAAUUGCCACAAAUAAAGCUAUCAGCAUUUA
Molecule: messenger RNA, 2755 nt
Organism: Nothobranchius furzeri (turquoise killifish)
Lineage: Eukaryota; Metazoa; Chordata; Actinopteri; Cyprinodontiformes; Nothobranchiidae
Product: desmin
Biological process (GO): intermediate filament organization
Cellular component (GO): cytoplasm; intermediate filament
Molecular function (GO): structural constituent of cytoskeleton
Source: RefSeq, a predicted model, not a curated record